This is a messenger RNA of Ostertagia ostertagi, 399 nucleotides long. NCBI's taxonomy places the organism in Eukaryota, Metazoa, Nematoda, Chromadorea, Rhabditida, Trichostrongylidae. The record is from the annotation of a GenBank genome assembly.
AUGCUUCAAGAUUUCGACAUCCGAAUCACGCCCACAACUGAUUUCGACGAGUUCGAACGGAUGCUUGCCAGUUGGUGUAAGGAUGCUGGAGAAGGUGUCACGUACGAGUUCCUACAGGACACAAAUAGAAAUAUGACCCCCACAACGGCAGACGAUCCAUGGUGGAAUGCUUUCGAGAAGUCGCUUAGGGACCAGCACUGCGAUUUCACUAAGGAGAUUUUCAGCGCUGCUACGGAUUCAAGAUUUAUUCGAGAGCUUGGCUAUAGAUCUAUUGGUUUCUCGCCGAUGAUCAAUACUCCACAAUUGUUGCAUGAUCACAACGAGUAUCUCAACGAACGUGUCUUCCUUCGUGGAGUCGAAAUUUAUGAAACGCUGAUGACACUGGCCAAUGCCAAAUGA